AUGGAGCCAUCUUCGUCGCAAUUCCAACCGUCUUUCUCGCAGCAAGUCCGGCCCCGUGCGACCCAAACAACAAUUUUCCAAGAGACCGAGUUCAGCUCAAAGGAACUUGACCACGAAGCAUUUCUAAAUGCGAUCGUCAAUCUCCAGACACAAUUGACGAUUUUGAAGAAAGAUGCGGGAACGACCAAAGGAAAAACCCAACGACAGCGACAGGAAGCCAAGAAGGUUCUGAAGCUAUUGCUACAGCAGGUCUCUGGGACGCUUUUUGCCAAUAAGUUAGAAGCGUCUCUCUCGCUGGAAGAUAUAGUGCGCGAACUUACCCAAUUAACCGAAGAGGAGUUGAUUGACAAUCAGCAAAAGUAUCAGAAGAACCCGAAUGCUCCAACCGACUUUCAAGUCACCGAUGUGUGCGUUGGGCUUGUGCGUGCGGCGAUAAUUGAAGGUGCUGCGGAUGCGAAAAUCGAUGUGAUACCGCUCUGUAUUUUGCUGAUUAAGUCGACUUUCGGAUCGGUGGAGGGCAGGUACGAAGGGGCAGUCUGUGAACUUCUUCAACGGUACUCUGAAGCUGUUCCUGUGAUGAAAUGGAAACAAGAACAUUACACAGCCCUGCUACGGAAUGCUAAAGCGGAAUUGAUGGAACGAUUGGCCUGCAACAUAAAGCGAAAACGAGCUGAUCCCUGGUUAAAAAUUGUCUGCCUCCUCUACAAGAAUAUUUCGUGGAAAAUGUUGCCGAAAGACAUCCACGAGACGGUUCUCGACUGCUUUGAUCAGGUCAUAGCUGCGCUUUGCCCACUAGACUAUGAAUACUUCCAAAAAGAGACGUCGACCUCAUCGCUGAUCUUCCAGCUAUUUUCGGUGUUCCUCGACGAAUGGGGGCUUCUGAAAAGGGAUCAUUUCUUGGACAGCUUGAUCAAAGUAGCUUCCGCCUCUGUGAAUCAGAUAAAUGGGAUGUGGACGAGUAGAAUUGCGAUACAGGACAAAUACGCGAUGGAAAAUGCUGGAGAACCACUUUGGUCGUUUCUCGAAAGAGUGCUCGCUUUGGCCGCUCCAAGCUGUGAACUGCUUGAAAAUGCGCUCAUCAGCCCGAUCCAUAAUUUGGCCAACGAUCUGAUUGAUGCGGUCAUUUCGGAUUUGAUCCGAGUCACAAAUAGUAAUGCGCGCACCCUGUUCGAGCUGCCCGACUCGCGGAUCUCCCUAUUGGGCCGUAUAUUGUUCCUCAGCGAGCCGAGCCUCGUCUUUGAGCACCAGGAUGCGGUGAAACGGGCGCGCGUCAUGUCUCCGUUAGCGGCGUUCUGCUCGUGUGACUGGCACGUCACCCCUGUUCCACCCUCCUUGGUGUCGGUGACGGUGAGGGCAUUGAGCGCCCUCUUCUCUACGUACCAUAACCAACUCAAGCAAAGUGGUGAAGCUUCCAGAUUUCUCAACAUUCUGUGGAGAGCAAAGGCCGAAUUUUCCGGCGCCGUCGACCAAUUCUGCCAUAUUUUUGCGGCGUACGCGGAGACGUGUCAAAAUGGCGAAUUCCCGAAAGAGCCGCGCGAUCACGAGAUCUUCGAGUGGCUGUUGAUGGAUGGCGGAUGGCCGGCAGCAGCACGGUUUUGCGCUACGUAUAUGGCCAGAAUACAACCGAAUUCGCGCCCGCUCUCUGCCGUCAUCGACUUACUGUCUAGAAUUGGCAUAAAUUCAGCAAACGAGGAGCGGCUAUUGUCUAUAGCUUUGAACAGGUGCUCGUGGCAUGAUCUGGAAGAACUCCCCCAAUUAAAACGAUGGCGUUUCCAGAAUGGCAGCGAGAAUUGGCGAUCUCGCGAAACGAUUGUCCGCUGGCUGAUCGCUAGUGCAACGGUCGACUUCUCGGGGAUUCUCUUCCAGUUGACUAAGCAUAAUUUGGGGCAAGAGGCCGCGGCGACGAAUGGUAUUUUCUUGCAACCGACUCUUGAAACGAGGUUAAUGGAUUAUGUUCUUAUUACCCAACAACAGAGGAUUCCAUCUGAGCCGACUCCGAACUACUCUUUUAUCGUCCUGACCGACGUGGCAGCCCUGAUCUUGCAUCAUUUUGACGAGUGCUGGGAACAAGCAGGCUCCAACACCGGAAGAAAGGUCUUUUUAUGGCGUCAAUUGAUCGGCUACAUCGACUUGUUGAAGGAGUUCGUGGAGGAAAAGACCUAUCGCGCGUUGCUUGACAAAACAUCUGACUGGGUGGCCAGGAAUCUACGCCGAUUCGAAGACGAGUGGAAGAUGUUCGACUUUUCGGGGCGUCAUUUGCUAUUCCCGUCUACUUUGUAUAACGCAAUUAAGGAGUAUGCCGAGAAGAAUGAAUACGCAUAUUACUGCUUGAUCUGCGAUGAGGCGAUCCUGGAUUUGGCCUUGGAACCGGAAACUAUGGAUAAAGUGCUAUCCCUCUGCAACACGAAAUGGCGCGCGGAUCAGCACUGGCUGACAGCCCCCAGCCAGCUUCUCGCCCUCAAGGCAUUUCAACUACCGUUAGAAGCCUGGCCAACAGAGAUCUUUGCGGAUUACGGUCAUCUGCUGACAGAACAGGACAAAAUGGAGUUGUUGGAGCGGUUGCACUCGCUACAACAAGACCAUGGUGAUGAUCCGAUGCGAUUGGUCUACGCAAACGUCAUGUUACGAUUUGAAAGUACUGCCUCCCUACAAAUUCGAUCGAAGCUCGAGCCGCUCACUGACUUUUGCCUCGUCCUUGAUCGUGUUGAUGAGCUGCACCCAGCCGCCCUAGAAGAGUACCUCAACAACUUGGACCACUAUUUAACGCCAUCAAUUUUUGCCCCGAAAUUUGCCAGAGCCGUGCUCGAAAGACGAAUUCUUUGGCCCAAUCACCUCAAGAUUUUGCGGUUUCUGUUGGAAAAUGCGGAAGCGUUGCAGUUGUGUCGACGAUGGUGGCCACAAGUUGACGCUUUUAUCGAGUACCACAGCCCGGCCCUUUUGGCGAAUUUUGGUCUUCGGCCCGAUUUUUCGCGAUUCAAGAGGUUCACACCAAGAACGGUACCCAACGACUGGAUCGAAGUGGUGCGAGCUUCAUGUAAAGGUGUCGAUUCCGAAGAGCUGUCACUGAAUUGCGAAUGCUUCCCCUGGGCGCUGCGUUGCGAUAGCGGCCUGAUGUCCAGCGUCUCGAUCUAUUUCGUCUCGCAACUCCAGUCGAUGGCCGCUCUCGAUUUUUUGGCUCACCUCCGCAUGGAAGCGGCAUCGGCUAUCGCUACUUGCCAAGAAAUUCGAUACCUCGAAUUUUUGGUUGUCCUCGUGGAAACGGCCAAGAUGUCCCCGGUCUCAAACUACCCAAAAGUGAUGAAGCCGCUGUUGGAGUUGCUCGUCUCUUGCGUGACGCUUAUCUGGCAGAGUGUUAACAGAAAUACGUCUUGCUUCGACAUUGCUGAACUUUCGACGCAACGGAUGCGUAUCCUCAAGCUACUGCCCGAGGAAUUUUCCCUGCAUUCCGUCUACGCGUCCAAGGAGUUUUUGAUGAGCUAUAAAGGAAAUGCCCUCGACAACUUUCCGGAUACCUUUCACGCAGCUGCUGACGGGUUUUUGGACGCUAUUUGGCCAGACGACGAGCACGUCUUCUUCUGUACGGCAUUCUGGAAGGCAAUGGAUGAAGCCGUUCUAUUGAAGCUAAAAUCGAGAGAUUCCUGGGACCCUCGCCUGCGUCGAUGCCUGGAAUAUCUGAUUCUCAUCUGGGAUACGGUACCCUGGCUGCGACCGUUGAUUACACCGAAUAUCGUGCUGCUCAAACAGCUGGUCUCGCCAAAUCUCCCCUACACCGUGGAGUUCAACUACCAGGAUGGCGGUGGUGAUCAGGCGAUGCUUGGAUAUCUCGGCCGGGUCUGCAAGCUAAUGCUGGCCGAUUAUCGGGAAACCAGCUUCGAUUCAAUCCGAUUCGCCCUGCGGCUGCUGAUCUGCCCGGAAUUCGGAGCGAUAUCGAUUUUGUCGGUGGAACAGGCUGCGGACAAGGAAAACCAAGAGCUGACGUAUGAAUCGGUUCCCCUCUCACAACCAAUGAGCCAGUCGGAUACUUCUCGUGCUCGAGACGUCGCUGACACCCCAGACGCGUGCUACCGACUCCUGAAAAGUCUCGACAUUGGCCACGCUGUGAUCAGGACUCUGGCGAAAUACGUGCUCGUCAAAAUGCGCAAAAUUUGCCCGGGCCUUCUCCCGUACAUUUGCGGACUCGACCAUGAGCCCGAGAUCAUACAGCCGGCGAUUCGAGUCAUAUUGGCCUGCCGGGAAUGGGACACAGCGGACGACGCCGAAAAUCCACGUUCAGCCCGCUGUCUAGCCGAGUGCCUCGACGCCAUCAACAUUCAAUACUUGACGGCCAAUAUUGAAAAUUGCGAUGAUAUUGAUCGCCUUCGACUGCUGGCUGAUUUUCUGGGAAGUAAUGGCUACACGAACCACUCAAAGCUGCUCUAUCAUUUGUUCUGCGAGACGGUCCUGGCACGUCUUCGCUCGACAAUGGGUCUCAAUCUGGGCUCCAAUUUGUGUAAACUGCCAAAAGAAGCUCGCCAAUUCGCCGCGGAUCUUUAUUUACGGACCAGCGACGCGUCGGUGCUGCGCGUUCUUCCUGCAGAUUUUCAGACAAAACCGGCGAUACGAAGUGCGAUCAACUAUGACCUCUGUGACUGGGCCUCACUCAUAAGCGAUGAAGACCCGAAGCUCAAGGCUGAAGCUCAUUUUGCACUCGGCUCCCAGCAAACUCCUAGUGGCUCUGCAUUUGAUGAUGCGAUGUAUCAAGAAGCAUGGAGACUCAGAAACUGGGGCUCACUUCCCCUCCCAAAACCAGCAUCAUCUCGUGAUGCCCAACUCUACUCGCAUUUCUACAUGGAAAGUUGCCUGAAUUUGGAUAGUAUUGGGGAAGUUCGCGAGGCUAAGGUAAAAUUGGAGCACGAGUACGCGAAGCUCGGUUGCUCGACGACACAGCUACUGGCACAAAGAAUCGCUGAGCUGCGAGCUAUCGAAAUUGGCAAUCAAGAGACAGAGCGGAUUUAUCUCGACUCGACACUGAUCUGCGCAAGGGCUUUCGAAAGAUCGCAGAGAGCUAUUGGAGAUCGCCAAAAGCUAGACCAGCGUGAUGUCGAUUCCAUUUUUGCAGAAGUCGAAAGUUUGGCCAAAAGAAAGAUGUACCGGCCGGCGCUGAAAACGCUGGGAAAUCUGAACGACAUGGUCAAUCUGUUGCCCAAAAGUGACGACCAGCAGCUUCUGGCCGCUCAGUGUGUCCUGGAGGAAUGCCGAAUUCUGCGGAAGACCGAUAUGAAAAUGAUGGCCAAGGAGAAGCUGUUCAAACUGAUCGCACAAUCGGAUGUGGAAGAUCAGCUUGGAGCCGAAAUCGCCGUCCGAGCGAGCUGUCAGCGCGAGGAGUUGGCGCUGGAGGCGGAUUUUGACCCGGAAAAGUCGAUUGCGUAUGCGUUGAAGGCGCGCGACCUUUGCGCGAAAGCCGAUCCCCGGAAUUCCGAAUUGUACACCCUCGUCCACCGGAAGCUCUUUGAAGCCUCGUGUAGUCAGCUGGAAAAUAUUGAGGCGUACCGCGAGUCAAAAGGAUUUCGGAUGAAGCGGGAGGCCAUCGAAUAUUGGGACAAGACGCUGAGUGAGCAGAAUGAAAGGAAGCGCGAUCCUGCAUCGGCCGCGAUUGAUUCAGCCGCUGUGACGAGACUUCGUCGCGAACGUCGAUGUGAAGCUGAUGCGAUCCGGGCCACAUACACGAGGCUGUGGGAAAAUGCGCAAUUGGCGCUCGAUUCGGGGCUGAAGGCGAUUCAGUAUUCAAGCCAACGAGAUGCUACGCAGAUGCUCUUCUCGGUGAUUGAUCUCCUCUUCCGAUACGGUGAAGAGAACCCAGACUUGGAACUGAAAGAUGACCUAGAAGGAGAAAGACCCCUUUACCUUGGCAUUGUCGCGUUAUUUGAGCAUCAUCUAUCUGUCCUCGACACAACCAAAUGGGUAUUUGCCGUCAGCCAUGUCUGCAGUCACGCCUUCAAAAAUACACCGCUUGGAAAUGCGAUUAAACAGUUGAUGACCAAGCUCGUCAUUGCCCAUCCAUAUAUUGCAACGAAUGCCCUGUUGUUUUACGACGAUGGCGCGGAAAAGACAAAGACGAUCAUGGUCAUCCUUCGAAAAGCCACGGAGAGCAAUCGGGCCCUGGAGCCGAUUUUGCGUGACCAACGAAAGGCCCGGCGUCUCUAUUCGCGUUUCUGCCAAAUCGAGAUCACGCGGGACCCGCGUUUUCGCACGCAAGGAAAGAUUGAUUGCUUCAUCGCCGAUGCUCAGCGUUGUGAAUUGUUUGCCGACCAGACGUUUCUCUCCAAAAUCCCACUGCCAAUCCUCGAUCAUUCGUUGGACCCGUUCGAACCAGGUUCCGGUGCUGAUGACAUCGUCUGCUGGGGCAGAAUUGAUCCUCUAUGUCGCAAGGCUGACGGCCAAAGUCGCCCGAUCAUCCUGGAUGUGAUAGGAAGUGACGGCAAGAAGUAUCGCAUGGUUUUUAAGAAAGAAGACGUGCGUCAGGAUUGUCUCGUCGAGCAGCUCUUCUCUGUUGUCAACAAUAUUCUGUCCACAAAAAAGGCACCGCAUCCGCUACGUACUUAUAAGGUCGUCCCGCUGAACGAGAAGAACGGCAUCAUCGAAUUUUGCAGCAACACCAUUUCGAUGAGAAACCUCCUUUGCGGUGAGGACAAGGCUUCCGGUCUGCACGGCGAAUUUUAUCCAGACGAUAUGCCAGCAACGGAGGCAAUCACGCUGAUGUACAAGAAUCAAAAUGCCCCGCCCAGCGAAGCGCUGCGAGUUUUUGAGAAUAUUUGCCGAAAGAUGCGACCGGCUUUCAGGCACCAUUUCUACCGUCAAUUCCCAUCUGCAGCCGAGUGGUUGGCCCAGUUGGAUGCGUAUACGACAAAUCUGGCGCAGUGGUGUAUCGUAUGCUACGUGGUCGGGCUGGGCGAUCGCCAUGCGUCGAAUAUUCUCUUCGAGGAGCACUCAUCAAGAUUUGUCCACAUUGACCUUGGUAUGAUCCUGGAAUAUUCAAAACGAACACUGCCCGUGCCCGAACAAGUCCCGUUCCGGCUGACACGCGACUUGACGGAUCCAUUGCUUCCGGAUGGAAUGGGACGACUGCUGGAUCGGAUGACCGCCACGCUCACAGCAUUGAGAAGCCAUCAUCGGACAAUCCUCGGCCUCGCUUCCGUUUUCCUGCGAGAACUGAUGAGCAACUUCAAAGAAGCGCACACCUCGCGCUCGUACACGUCCCUGGUUGCCAUUGAUCGGUUGCGAGACAAAUUGAGUGGCCGUGACUCGUCCCUUACCGCCUUGAACCCAGAGCAACAGGUACGCCGUCUCAUCAAGGAAGCCACCGACGUCGAGAAUCUCGCGCGCAUCUACUGUGGGUGGAUGCCCUUUUGUAAAAAAUGUUUUCCGUUGAAUUUUUUCACUUUGUCA
This is a messenger RNA of Mesorhabditis spiculigera, 7425 nucleotides long. The record is from the annotation of a GenBank genome assembly. Lineage: Eukaryota; Metazoa; Nematoda; Chromadorea; Rhabditida; Rhabditidae.